Molecule: messenger RNA, 321 nt
Organism: Trichomonas vaginalis G3
Lineage: Eukaryota; Parabasalia; Trichomonadida; Trichomonadidae
Product: organellar and viral DNA polymerase type B
Exons: 1
Coding region: 1-321 (106 amino acids)
Source: RefSeq, a predicted model, not a curated record
AUGAACCCGCAAUGUUCAAAAUGUAAAGCGGCAAUUAGGAAAUAUAACUACUCCGUCAAAGAGAUAGAAAGAAUGAGAAACGACUAUGCAGACUUAAAGAAAGAAGCAGAGAAGCCGGUAGAAAAUAAAAUGGACAUGUUAGAAUUUCUGAACAAAAACUAUCCAACUGCUGACGAUUUCCUUCUAUCUGAUGUCAAGAAGAAAUAUAAAGAGACUUUCGGCAUAGUUAAAACAUUCGAUAUCCUCAGCGAAGAAAUAGAAGCUACAAAACUGUUUAGAGUCUCACGAAUUCAUAACGUUUACCAUGUGAAACGUUUAUAA